AUGAGCAUAGCUGCUCAGGCAGCGAGGAAUGUCGGAGGUUGUGUGCCGAAUAAGAUCCACGUCAGCGGUGUGCCCACUACAGUGACCAAGGACCAAUUCGUGCAAUACUUUGCGCAGUACGGCGCCAUUGCGAAAGCGGAUCUCGUUGCGGCGAGGGGCUUUGGCUUCAUAACCUACAACACCGUCGAGGCUGUGGAUGCGGUGGAAAGGGAGGAGCAUCACUUCGGCAGGAAGCAGGUGAAAGUCCAGCCUUGCGUGCCUCGAGAGCGCAUGGCUGCAUACGAGACCGAGAAGCAUCGUCUCUCCACAGCCGCGCCCAAGGCUGCCGAGAAGUUGGCGGUGCCGCCAAAGGCCGUGGCCACGGCACCAUCGGGUGGCAAAGGCAACUCGAUUCCUGGCUCUGGGUGGCCGCGAAUCGGCCUUCCUGGGAAGCCGUCCUCGAGUUCCAUGAACGAGGGGGCCGACAAGAACGAGGCAGAAAACUCCGCUCAAUUGCCAGUCCCGACGGAGGUGAUGAGGCGACUCAUGGACCACGCCGAGGAAGAUGCAGCCAUGGCGGCUGCUCUUCUUCGAGACAUGGACCCCAGGCGUUCUCCGCAUCUGAGCUAG
Messenger RNA from Symbiodinium sp. CCMP2592, 609 nucleotides. The record is from the annotation of a GenBank genome assembly. Lineage: Eukaryota; Dinophyceae; Suessiales; Symbiodiniaceae.